UAAAACACACACAUAUGGGUGUACGCGCACACACACACACACACACACACACACACACACACACACACACACACACACACACACACACACACGCACACACACACACACACACACACACAUGUAUAUGUGUGUGUGUGUGUGUGUGUGUACGAAUGCACGACCAUCGCUUAUCUUUUCUUCCCAGAAAACAUAGAAGGUCGUAAAGCACACAAGGUCAAGCAGGAAGGGCACAUGGGCAAGCAGGGCCGGCGAUUGGCCUGCUUGGCUCGUGACGGAGACGUGGCGGGCGUAAAGGCUAUCCUGAACACGAUCUUAUGCCCUACGUUUGUGGACGACGUGAGAGUAGCGGGGAGGUCUGCUCUCCACCACGCCUCUUCCGCUGGCCACGCCCACAUUGUCCAACUCCUCCUCCGGUCGGGCGCCAACAAGGAAUUGCCGAGCAACCACUUUUGGGAUCGAGGUCGCCACGCCCUUCACCUUGCAGCAUUCGGAGGCCACACAGAAGUAGUCAAGAUCCUGUUGCAGGCCGGGGCAGAUGCAGAAGCCUGUGACAGUGAUGGGUGGCAGGCGGUGCACAUCAGCGCCGCGAGAGGCCACCUGCGGGUACUGAGCCAGCUGGAGGAGGCAGGGGCGUCCUUGGGGAGCCAGAACCACCACCUGUCGACGCCGCUGCACCUGGCCGCCGCCCAUGGCCAGAGGAGUGUAGUGCUGUGGCUUCUGCAGUGCUGUCCCUCCAGCCUCACCGUCGGGGACUACCUGCACCGAAUCCCCAAGCAGGUGUCUAAGAGCAAUCACGUGGGCCACAUCCUCGAAAAAAUAGCAACCUGUCCAGCUGACUACUUACGCAACAUAUUAGAAAGAAGGAAAAAGAUGCUCAUAGAAAACGGGAAGUGGGCCAUCUACUACGCCCGCAAGAACCGCGAAAAUACGGUGGUGAAAUGGCUCCUCAAAUACCCCGACCUUCUACACUACCAAGACGAAGCUGGCUGGACACUUUUGCACCACGCUGCUUAUAGUGACAGCCUGGCGGUCAUAAAAGUACUCCUUUUCUUGGGUGCCCUGCGGUGUGCCAGGACAUUCCGAGGUCAAACACCUGUUGACAUCGCGCGGAGGAAAGGUCACAGUCAGCAGACGAUCAAAGCCUUAGAAUUUACAGCUCAAGAUCUGAAAGAUACAGCAACACUGAAGAUGUAUCAGCGAAUGCUCUUGGAAGUGGGAGGAGCCAGCCCGAAAAAGGGCGGAGCUUCCAGUCAAGCCAGAGGAGAUAUUGCGGAGUUGGAGGCAGUGACUCGCAUGAAGAGACGGCAACUUUGCGACUCCUUUAACAACCUCACUGACACGUGCCUGUUGCAGGUUAGGGAGGCACUGGAGAAAGGUGCCCCAGUCGAGUGCCCGAAAGGAGGCGUCGCCUUGACACAGAUGGCACUGAGACGCAAAGACGCGAGGAUGCUGAGUCUCCUCCUGGCGGCGGGAGCAUCGCCACUGGCAAUGUCGACAGAUGGCGACGAGAAGGGCGCUAAUCUCCUGCAGAGGGCUUGGCUGAGCGCUGACGUCCCCUGCAACACAGCUGUUUAUCUGACUGUGGCACUUAGCAACCGAAUGAACUGGGAAAUGAAUCAAAUCCAAGUCAAUACAGAUAACGACGCCACUCUACACCUUGCAAUUCACUACAUCUUUAAGCAACUGAACGAAGCAGCUCCUUGGAAGGCGAAAUGGCCCUUCCAGAGCAGUUCUGGCGAUUCCCACAGAGAAAAUGACAUCUUCUUGAGAGCUGCUAGGUGGGACGCAACUGCCUCGGCGAUAUUCCUGUUGGCUGCUGGGGCUCAAGUCGACUACCAAGACGUGGAAUUGCAAACAGCUGCACACGUUGCAAUAAGGGCUGGCAACUUGGACACAGCGAGAAUCCUCCUGACGAUACUCGGAGGAAAUGCCUUUUUGGUGGACACGGCGGGUCGAAGCCCAUUGGAUUUGGCUCCUCCCCUUUUAUGGGAUGCUGUUGCUCAGUUCUGUGCCCUUCGAGAGUACCGUAUCCUAGAGAGUACCCUGCGGAAGGCCCCCUCUCAACAGCGCUACCAGAUGCAGUGCGUCGUCCUCCUCUUCGCCUCCAUGUAUACGCAGCUGAGAGCUAAUCGCAAUGGGAGCAGUGAUAAUAUAUGGCACACCUUAUAUUCAUCUCUUAUUGAGGUUCUGGAUCGAAGUUUAGCAGCUGAGCAGUGUCCGAAGAGCGCGGGAGAUACGGAUGGCUGGUUGGAAAACUUUCUUUGGACGUUGUGCGAAGAAAACGGAGUUGUUUGUGAUUCGCUCCAAGAAGAAACUCACGUUGGGGAUGAGUUGUAUUUCGAGUCUCUGCUUGAAAUGUUAAAGGGAGACAAAUUCGACUGGAAAGGCAAAACGUCACAGGAAAGAGAGAUUAAAGCCGUCACGAAACUAGCGCUGACGAUAAGCUGUGCAGAGGGACUGCCUAUGUUACUUCACUUACUGCUGUCUGUCGGCAAAACAGACCCAGACACUCCGCUAGAAAACAUGACAGGCGCUCGAUCGCUGCAUGUGGCUGCUAUUCAUGGUCACGCAGGGAUCAUGCGGUACCUUUUGCGCUUCGCUGCAAACGUCUGUGCCAAGGACGCUUCUCACCGCACAUGUGGGCAUUACGCCUUCCUGUUAGGGCAUAAGGUGGUUGGGGAUUUCCUUAUCCAAGAGCUGCCGGACAUGACCCGCGUGAAAGACCUGGCGGGUAGACGACCACGGGACCUGCAGAAGGGCUUCGACAGAUACCUCACUCUUUAUCAGCUAGACGACCUCCCCUCAAAGGAUAUGCAAAUGGCCCCGUCUGAUGCUGUGAGGCAGCACCUCGAGCUUCAGAGACCAGCGUGGGAAGAAGGGAUCAAGAAUGCAAUCAAGCACAUAAACGUCGACUACGGAAAAGGCGAAGCUGCAGAAAUCCAGGACAAAGUAAAGAUUGCGGUACAAGAAAUCAUGCAAACAGCUUCUCUCUCUGACAAAAAUUACAAAGGAAUGAUAAGAGAGGUGGGGAGCGGUGCGGAAAAUGUUCAGAUUUAUUGUCCUGAUCGAUUUAGCUUCAUUCUAGUUCUGGGUGCCGAUAGCGGUGUGGCAGAAGGGGACGUGAGUGUUGACAUGAAACGUUUUAGCAGCAUGGAUAGCCAGAGAUGUUUCCUGAGUCUGAGAACAGAGGCAGAGGACACCAGGAUCCAGCUAGAAGAAACCUUUUUCUCAGACAAGCUACUGGACGCCGUCAGAUCAAGCCUCGAAUGCCACUGCUUUGAAGACAAAAGACUGAGCCUUAUCCCUUGCUCCUUGAGGAAAUACGGCUCGGGAGUGGCCAUGACUUUGGCCUGGGAAGGGAAGGUCUACCCUCUGCUGCUGAUCCGCGUGUCGGUGGUGCCCGUCUUACCUGUGGCCUGGCCGUGUGACCUCCCUCGACCUAGACUGACGCCUGGAGGGGUAAACGCCGUUCACCUCACGAGCCGAGGCCGAGAAUGGGUUUUCUCCUUCGAUCUCCUUGAAGCCCAGAUAAUAUCGUCCCUCUGUCCAAAGAAGAGAUCAGUCAUCCAGGCUUGUAUAGCGCUCCUGUCAUCCCUCAAAGUCGAGAAAUGGGCUCCAAGAACCAUCAGGGACAAAUUUUCCUUUCGGGACGCCUUCGAACCGCCAGCAGACAGUUCCUCUUCGAUGCAAACUCUACGAAGCUCCUUACUGAGAGAACUGGAAGAGCUGGAGAACCCCCACGCAUGGUCCGAGGCCUACUCCGUGGAGAGAGCGAAGUCAGUGUUCAUGAGGAUGUGUACGAACGUCGUUGAAGUCGAGGAGUAUGGGAAGGAGAUUCUGGAGCCGAUGGAAGUCCCGCCUUACUUCGGGUCGAUCUGCCGAAUGCCGACGUCCAGCUGGGAGGCCCCUUUCAUAAUGGACUUUUUGGCGUCCAUAGAGCCUGGUCCAAGCUGAGUCAUCCUUUGCCUGCGUACGUAACCGUCAUCUCAUAUACAUUGCAUUCGUCGUGGGAGCUCUUGUCGUAAUGGUGUUGUUGACGUUUUUAAAUAUGCAAUUCACCGUCCAUUGUUUAUAUGCGUAACUAUCUCAAACGAGCAAAUCAGAACAAAACGAAAUUAAGACAUUGCUUGCAAUAAUUAAUAGUAACAAUUAACAUUUACCACAACCUUAUUGUGCUCAUUAUAUUUAAUGUUUGUUGCAAUUUCUGGUUGUGAUAUGAUAUCCAGCCGAGAGAUUGUUCAAUGCAAAUAACCUGUAGUGUCAGUGUCUGUAAAUAUAUACAUUAAAUAAUAAAUAAAAAAUAAAA
Messenger RNA from Penaeus indicus, 4306 nucleotides. RefSeq names its product ankyrin-2-like. Bases 232 to 3954 code for a protein of 1240 amino acids. Gene Ontology annotation, biological process: protein localization to ciliary inversin compartment. The transcript is spliced from 12 exons. Gene Ontology annotation, cellular component: ciliary inversin compartment. The record is from RefSeq and is a predicted model, not a curated record. Gene Ontology annotation, molecular function: protein binding. NCBI's taxonomy places the organism in Eukaryota, Metazoa, Arthropoda, Malacostraca, Decapoda, Penaeidae.